Messenger RNA from Prorocentrum cordatum, 1057 nucleotides. The record is from the annotation of a GenBank genome assembly. NCBI's taxonomy places the organism in Eukaryota, Dinophyceae, Prorocentrales, Prorocentraceae.
GUGGAGGGCCCUGGCGGUGCAACGCCUCAUGGCAUCCACCUGGCGCGGGUGUACUGCUGUGAUCCGCCGCCGCCAGUGUCGGUGUUGGCUGCCGCCCGACCUGCCGCUCGCCGUGGCGGCCGAGCCAAGAGGCGCUGCCGCGCCGCGGAGCGAGGAUGGGCGGCCUCCGCGUCUCCCCGCGCCGCUCGGCACGGUGUGGGUGUACGCCGAGUACCUCUACGGCCGCGAGAAGGGCGGUGGGGCGCCUCUCAACGCCACCGCGGUGGCCGCGGGCGACCGCGGGGCGAUCGGGCGGGAGCCAGGAUGCUCGAUAGCCAUCGCUCGAGUCGAGAUCGGGGAGGAGGAGUUCAGGAAAGAGCGCGCGACGGAGGAGAUGAAGCUCAUCGGCUCUGAGACGGACGCGCGGGUGCUCCGAGUGCCACUGACGGACUGGCUGGUCGAGGGGCCCAGGACCGUGCCUUGGUGCGUGGCGUUCCUGGGGCAUGGCGCGCACGGAGGCACCCCGCUGGAUCGUGGCCGCUGGUGGAGGCAUGCCGCGAAGCCCGAUGCCAGCGACUGGGGGCUGCUCGAUCGCGAGUCAGUGGGCAUCGCUAAUCUGGCUUGCCUGGAACAGCUGUGCCGUCGAGCCCAGCUCAUCGAGUACCACUACCGGGAGAAGGUGAGGGAGAGCGACAGGAACUCGUUCGGCAAGACGGCGCUGGCCCUCGACGAGCAGGAUAUGUUCAUGGGCGAGGGCCGUUGUGGUGGAAUCGUGAUGUGUUCGCCCGCUCUGAUGGAGCAGGUCGCGAAGGAGCUCGAGGGGGGGGCCUCGAUCGCCAACCAGGUGACCGUCCCCGUGCAGCUGUGCAGGUCUCAGUUCUUUCGAGUGGCAGGCGACGCCAGCGGGGCGUCUUCCCGCUGGCACGUGCAUCCUCUAUCAGCAAGAAGUUUCCGACUGCUGGCUCAAGGCGCCGCUAUCCACGACUUUGCCGCACUUUGGGAGAGCUCGCUGGAGGCGGGGACCGCGCUGGAGUUUUUGGUGAUGGUGCCGCUCCAGGAGGCGCCGCCCUCGCCACUG